Magnolia sinica is the source of this 1307-nucleotide messenger RNA. RefSeq names its product jasmonate-induced oxygenase 4-like. Lineage: Eukaryota; Viridiplantae; Streptophyta; Magnoliopsida; Magnoliales; Magnoliaceae. The record is from RefSeq and is a predicted model, not a curated record. Bases 16 to 1167 code for a protein of 383 amino acids. The transcript has 4 exons.
AAUAACUCUAUCAAUAUGGGGCCCACUUUCAGGGUCGCAGGGAGGCUGGUGCCAUACCUAAUCCGCUCCCGGCAACUUUCCCUUAUCCGUCAUUUCUUUGAUUCAUCGGUCGUGGCCUCUUACGGUGGUUCAAAGAAGAUGUUUGUUCAGAAGCUUGCUAGGGAUGGACACGAACCAUCCCAUCCAUACAUCAGGAGAGAAGAUGAGAGACCCACGGAUGCUUCUCAUCCCUCGUCUCCCAUCCCAGCCGUUGAUCUUGAGCUGCUUUUCUCAUCAAAUGGCGAUUCACAAGCUAGUGAGAUGGAGAAGCUUAGAUCUGCCCUACACUCGUGGGGAUUCUUUCAGGCAAUUGGUCAUGGAAUUCCAAGUUCUUUGAUUGAUGAUGUGGGUAAAAUAACAAGAGAAUUCUUUCAUCUUUCAACAGAGGAGAGAAAAAGAUACUCUAAAGCAGUUUACGGUGACGGAAAUUCGAUUGAUGAAAUUGCUUCAGAAGGAAAAAUCAUUGAUUGGUGUGACCACCUUUACUUCUUGGUACUACCAGAAGAUGAGAGGGAGUUAUCCUGUUGGCCUGAAAAUCCAAGCUCUCUCAGGGAAAUCAUGAAUGAAUACACAAAGAAGAUAAAGGCAGUGAUUGAAGUAAUCCUUAAAGCCAUUGCGAAGUUGUUGGAUUUGGAAGAGGACUACUUCAUAAAGCAGUUUGGGGACAAGGCUACAACAUUUGCAAGGUUUAACUACUACCCGCGUUGUUCGCGGCCUGAUCUUGUUCUUGGUAUCAAAUCGCAUUCGGAUGGAAGCGGAAUCACCAUUCUUUUGCCGGAUCAAAUGGUGGAUGGUCUUGAGGUCCUCAAGGAUGGUCAAUGGGUCAAGGUUCAUGCCAUUCCCUAUGCUCUCGUCGUCAACAUAGGCGACCAAAUGGAGAUAAUGAGCAAUGGAAUUUUCAAGAGCCCAGUGCAUCGAGCGGUGACAAAUUCAGAGAAGGAGAGGAUCUCUUUGGCCAUGUUCUUAGCAGCCGAAGCAGAGAAAGAGUUAGGGCCUGCGGAACAAUUGAUUGAUGAGGAUAAUGGGAGGCCGAGAUUGUACAAGAAGUUGAAGGUGAAAGAAUAUCUUGAAGUCUUCUCCCGAAACUUUACACAAGGGAAGAGAUCGAUCGAUUGGGCCAAAGUUUGAAAAUAUUCAAAGUAUGUGGUGUAAUGCAUUUGUUUGAGGAGAAUGUUUGUUUCAGCUGUGACAUGUAAGAUGCCAUGAGCAUUUUGAAGAGGACUAGGUACUCCAAUUUCUUCUUGUUAACAAAAAGGUUUUUUUUUUUU